This is a messenger RNA of Bemisia tabaci, 1283 nucleotides long. RefSeq lists its product as uncharacterized. Lineage: Eukaryota; Metazoa; Arthropoda; Insecta; Hemiptera; Aleyrodidae. The record is from RefSeq and is a predicted model, not a curated record.
UUUUGAACCACCGCUUGACGAUAUAACGCCUGCUGUACUCUUUCAUAAAAACAUAAGUAAAUAAAAGAAAUGAAAGUAUCAUAUUUUUUCCUUAAAAAAGAUGGUUUUUUUGCUGUAAGAUGUCUUUUUUUUUCAGUGCCCAGCACCAUACGCUUCGAAAAUAUAUCUCCAACGAGGAACAAUCGAUUGUUCCAUGAGUGAUGCAAGUUCGACGUUUUUUUUUCACUGACCGGCCGGCGCGGCGAUGCGAUUCAACGAUAAUCCUUACUUUCAUUUUCAAAGCAAUGGCAGCAGAACGAUCGACGGUCAUUAAGUUGACAAUGGUUGAAAUCUUUCGUUCGAAGGCAAAUUAGACUACUCAAUCAUUUCAGCCAAGAUUGCAGGCUGAUUGUAUAACGGAAUAAAUACAUUUCCCGUUCCGGACUUUCCGUAUUCCUUGCAUCGAAGUAAGCCUGGACACUGCUUCUGUCCCAAAACUACUUCCCCAGUGGUGAUUAUUCAUAAGUUAGCAAUUAAUUUAAGUUCCGUUUUGCAUACAAUUACUUUUUUCGUCGUCCGAUUUUGUCGUGGUAUUCGCUCCUAUUUCAAAUCUAUUUAAUUAUAUUCUUUAAAUUACUUGCUUCCAAAGUUCUAAAAUGAUCGGUGCUGCCCUUCCGCUUUUAGUGUGACUUAAAUCAUACGCCAAUAAACUGCUGAUUUACAAUAUUUGUGGUAGAAUGCACUUCAAAAUCGUGUUCAUGGUGAUAGUAGUAAAUUCUGCGUGUGCUAUUGGUUCUGACUUGAAUUUUAACAUUACUACGGCAGCUGCAAGGACUUUCUCAGAGUUCAAAGAGAGAAUUCAAGAUGGAUUUUACAAGGAUAAAGGAUUUUUUGGUUUUAGAGAUCUCGUGGGCCCGAGGCUCGAACUUGAUUUUGUGCUACCAUUUGUGAAGUUACCAAUUUUCGGCGUGGGGCCACUCAUAGAGCUAGAUGCCCAGUCUAUCACUGCUGCCUUUACUGCCAUAGUUUUUCUGUACAUUGUUCCAAAGCUCCUCUUUUUACUAUACCCCAACUACCAGCUUCCUCCUGCGCCUGCAGCGGGACCCGAUAGAGGGGAAAGAUCGUUCGACAUGCCGUUCGAUCUCCACUCAGUCGAAGAAUUCUUGAGAACUUACGUGAUGCCGGUGGAUUCUUGCUCCUCGGCCAAUUCGUCUUUCGUGAACAUGAAUAUUACAUCAAACAAUCCAAGCAAAAAAUCUGUAAAAUUUUAUCCUUUGAAUAAAACCGACUAUGAUGAUCAGUGA